Molecule: messenger RNA, 3587 nt
Organism: Salvelinus fontinalis (brook trout)
Lineage: Eukaryota; Metazoa; Chordata; Actinopteri; Salmoniformes; Salmonidae
Gene: kcnab1b
Product: potassium voltage-gated channel subfamily A regulatory beta subunit 1b
Exons: 14
Coding region: 1112-2332 (406 amino acids)
Biological process (GO): negative regulation of delayed rectifier potassium channel activity; potassium ion transport; transmembrane transport
Cellular component (GO): extrinsic component of cytoplasmic side of plasma membrane; membrane; voltage-gated potassium channel complex
Molecular function (GO): transmembrane transporter binding; potassium channel regulator activity; voltage-gated potassium channel activity
Source: RefSeq, a predicted model, not a curated record
AGGGAGGGAGGGAGGGAGGGAGGGAGAGAGAGAGAGAUAGAGAGAGAGACAGAGAGAGAGACUCAUUGUCUCACACCUCUGUAUCCUCUCACACACACAGUGAAAAAGAAGACAAGGACACGUAGGCUUAAUCUGUGUGGACCUCCUCUCACCCUUGCUGUCCUCCCCCUCAGUCUCGCCCCUCUCUCACACACUCAGCAGUAUAAUUUUCUUCACAGUACACUUUGACUGCUGUUAAUUCCAGCAACAAGAACCAAGAGGAGUGAAUCUGUGUUCUAAUCUCAAACAGUAAUUCAACCAAACUCAACACCAACGAAGAAGAAAGAACAAAUGUGACGACAUCUCGGAAGAGUAAAAACAAUCCACUAUAGGUCCUCUUCCAAACAGUGGACUGACUCAGAGAGCACCAUCGGACUGACUCAGAGAGCACCAUCGGACUGACUCAGAGAGCACCAUCGGAUUGACUCAGAGAGCACCAUCGGACUGACUCAGAGAGCACCAUCGGAUUGACUCAGAGAGCACCAUCGGACUGACUCAGAGAGCACCAUCGGUCUGACUCAGAGAGCACCAUUGGACUGACUCAGAGAGCACCAUCGGUCUGACUCAGAGAGCACCAUCGGACUGACUCAGAGAGCACCAUCGGACUGACUCAGAGAGCACCAUCGGACUGACUCAGAGAGCACCAUCGGAUUGACUCAGAGAGCACCAUCGGACUGACUCAGAGAGCACCAUCGUAUUGACUCAGAGAGCACCAUCGGACUGACUCAGAGAGCACCAUCGGUCUGACUCAGAGAGCACCAUUGGACUGACUCAGAGAGCUCCAUCGGUCUGACUCAGAGAGCACCUCCAGGGACUUUGAGACAAAACAGAGAAGUACAGAACCACUAAAGCCCACGAGAGACAAAGAAACUAGAGACACAUACAGCCCAGUAAAGACUGGAGCAAGGCACUAGAAACACAUAUAGCCCAGUAAAGACUGGAGCAAGGCACUAGAGACACAUACAGCCAACUGAAGACUGGAGCAAGGCAGGGAAAUUAGCCCCAGUAGCUCACCACUACUACCACCAGUACAGCCACCACCAGUACAGCCACCACCAGUACAGCCACUGCCAUGCAGGUGUCGUUUGCAUGUUCUGACCAGGACGGAGGAAGAGGAGGGCUGAGGCCCCCGGGGAAUGGAGGUCACAGCAAGCAGAACGCCACCAGCCCCAACACGGCCAGCCAGGCGCGGGCACGCUUCCGUACCGUGGCCCUCAUCGCCCGCAGCCUGGGCUCCCUGACCCACCGCUACCAGCACAACCUUAAGGAGUCCACCGCCAAGCUCACUGGCAUGAAGUACCGGAACCUGGGAAAAUCAGGCUUGCGUGUGUCCUGUUUGGGCCUCGGUACUUGGGUAACGUUUGGAGGUCAGAUUUCAGAUGAGGUGGCUGAGCAGCUGAUGACCAUAGCAUAUGAGAAUGGGGUCAAUCUCUUCGACACAGCCGAAGUUUAUGCCGGUGGGAAAGCUGAAAUAAUCCUGGGGAACAUCAUCAAGAAAAAGUGCUGGAGGAGAUCCAGUCUGGUGAUCACCACCAAGCUCUACUGGGGUGGAAAAGCCGAAACCGAGAGAGGACUCAACAGGAAGCACAUCAUUGAAGGUCUGAGGAGCUCCCUACAGAGGAUGCAGCUGGAGUACGUGGAUGUUGUGUUUGCAAACCGGCCCGACAGCAACACUCCCAUGGAGGAGAUUGUGAGGGCGAUGACCCAUUUGAUCAACAAUGGCAUGUCCAUGUACUGGGGGACAUCACGAUGGUCUGCCAUGGAGAUUAUGGAAGCGUACUCAGUUGCACGACAGUUUAACCUGAUCCCUCCGGUGUGUGAGCAGGCUGAGUACCACUUCUUCCAGAGGGACAAGGUGGAGACACAGCUACCUGAGCUCUACCAUAAGAUAGGUGUGGGUGUGGUCUCCUGGUCACCUCUGGCCUGUGGAAUCAUCACUGGGAAGUAUGAGAAUGGCAUCCCAGAAUGCUCCAGGGCCUCCAUGAAGCCGUACGCCUGGUUAAAGGAGAAGAUAGUGAGCGAAGAAGGGAGGAAACAACAGGCCAAGCUGAAGGAGCUCACUACCAUCUCUGAAAAGCUGAGCUGCACUCUGCCACAAUUAGCUAUCGCCUGGUGUCUGAGAAAUGAAGGAGUGAGCUCAGUGCUGCUGGGAACAUCCAACCCCAUCCAGCUUAUAGAGAACCUGAGGGCCAUGGAGGUCAUUCCAAAGAUGACAGCAGGCAUUGCCACAGAGAUUGACCACGUCUUGGGAAACCAACCCCACAGGAAGAAGGACUUCCAACAAGCACAUUAGGAUGGAGCCAUUCUACAGAACUGUGACUAAUCUGGACCAGCUCUCAUCAGUGGCACCUCCAGUCAGUGGCACCUCCAGUCAUUGUGUGCCCAACCCUGUUUGUGUGUGUGUAUGUGUGUGUGUGUUUUCUACGCAGUUCCUCGUCCUGCCACGUCCGAUUAAAGAUCAACCAGUACUCAGUGUCGUUAACUGAGAGCUCUGCUUGACCAAGCAUGCAUGCCACACAGCUGCUCCACUCCACUUCAGUGCAGCUCAAACCUGUCGAACUAACCAGCCGUUAUCAAGAUAGCAAUCAAGUCAGACUAAGAUCAACUGAAUCAGUUGCGGCUGCUGAGGGGAGGAAGGCUCAUAAUAAUGGCUGAAAUAGACUGUAAUGGAUAGAAUUGUAUCAAACACAUGAAAACCAUGUUUUUGAUACCAUUCCAUUUACUCCAUUCCAGCCAUUAUUAUGAGCCGUUCUCCCCUCACCAGCCUCCACUGAAUCUGAUGUGCAAAUCCCUUAUGGUACACCCAGCUGUCCCGCAUUCUGUGUAGAAGCCUUUGUAGGCUAAAUGGGACAUUCAUAAGGACAAACUCUUGGACAGACUGUGUUCCUGUCCUCAAAGUGAUGGACAUGGACAAAUGAUCUGUCCAUGAGGGUCAGUGCUGUUGGAGCCCCUCCUAUCCUACAACCUGAGUGCUUACCUAACCCUGCAUUGUUGUAGUGAUAAUUAACUGUUUCGAUACAUGCUGACAUCUUGUGGUUUUUAACUUUUUUUCCCCCAUCGUGAUGCUAAAAUACCAACAGAGAUGUGUUGGAUUGAAUAUUUCAAAACAUAUUUCAAAACAUGUGUAAUGACUGUUAAGUGAUUAUAUAUUUUCUUGUCAAUGAAUGCAGAAGAACACAGUAUUAUUAUGAUAGUACUUUCAUAGUAUCUCCCCAUUUCUCUCUAACAAUACAUUGUCUCUUCUGCUAACAGAUAUUGCAGGCAUGUACAUAGGUCUACCAUUGGUGUAAGCAGCAUUACUGGAUGCUAUCUAGUGCCCUCAUUGCACAUACCAAUAUAUUUUCAUUUUAUCCAAGUUAAACUCAUGUAUAUGAUGUAUAUUCUACCCUGUCAUUGCACCUGGGCUAAAACUGAAUACAAUGUCUGUUCAAAUGUAAAAUGGUAUAAUGAGAUUAUGUUAGAGGUUGAGAGUUCAGUCAAGACUCUUUAAUUAAUUGAUGUAGUUGUUCAUUUGUACAUACUGUAUAUAAAUAAAUAUCCAGUGUGAA